Messenger RNA from Etheostoma cragini (Arkansas darter), 1211 nucleotides. It is a transcript of the gene grap2a, whose product is annotated as GRB2 related adaptor protein 2a. Bases 337 to 1206 code for a protein of 289 amino acids. Lineage: Eukaryota; Metazoa; Chordata; Actinopteri; Perciformes; Percidae. The transcript is spliced from 8 exons. The record is from RefSeq and is a predicted model, not a curated record. Gene Ontology annotation, molecular function: protein binding.
UACUUUUAUCAUAGGAGGUGUACUAGUCACGCAGCGGCAUCAGAGCGACGUCCACACAGCAGAGACACACGACGCUCAUAAAUCAGCCGUCUUUAUCCGGGUUCCUCCAGGCUCACCCAACCCAGGACUAUUAUUUGUUUAUGCAAAGAUAUUUUAUGCCUACAAAUAUGCUGCUGUGUUCACACUUCGGAAGACGAAGAAGAGGCCAGCCUUAGAAUAAACUCCCCACAAGUUGAAGUCCACCGCGGAGAGGAGGAAAGAAACAGUUGUCGCGGACUCUCUGAUUGACUCCUUUUCCACGUUAGCUGAACCUUUGGGACACUCCAGCCGGUCCAGAUGGAAGCCAGAGGAAAGUAUGAUUUUUCUGCAACCGCAGACGACGAGCUCAGCUUCAGAAAGGGCGAUAUACUUAAGAUUUUAAGCCCACAAGACGAGUGGUAUAAAGCUGAGAUGAACGGAGAGGAAGGAUUCGUACCACAAAACUACAUUGAGAUGCACACUCCAAGGUGGUUUCAGGAGAACGCCAGUCGCAGCGCUGCAGAGGAAAUCCUCCGGCACAAAGGUGUGGGAGACUUUGUGAUCCGAGGGUGCCAGAGCUCCCCGGGAGACUUCUCCAUCUCUGUCAAACAUGAUAGUGACGUUCAGCACUUCAAAGUGAUGAGAGACAACAACGGCCAGUACUUCCUGUGGUCGGAGAAGUUCACCUCCUUGAACAAGCUGGUAGAGUUCUACAAGUGCACGUCCAUCUCUAAAACCAGGGAGAUCUACCUCAACGAUGGCAGCUCGGACAUUAAGAGCCCCUCCGCGACCCCGGCGGUGAAGAGGGGAAGUUUGCCUGAGCAACGUAACACAGCUGCAGCCAUCGUUGCUUCACCGCGCAGAGCUUCAGACCAGCCUCACAGCCAGCUGGCUAAGAGAUCGGGUCUGGAGGAGCGAGCUCACACCAUCGGUCACACAGGAAGAAACAGCCCCGUCGCAGCUGCCUAUCCCCCCCGUCGCACAUCUGAAACCAUGCCUCUCCCCCAGAGGGUGUCCACGCUGCAGGUAAAGGCGCUGUACGACUUCACCGCAGAAGAAGAAGACGAACUCGGUUUCAGCGCGGGUGACAUCAUCGAGGUGUUGGAUCACUCUGACGCGUCCUGGUGGAAAGGGAAGCUGCGGGGGAAAAGCGGGCUGUUUCCUUCCAACUACACAAUACAGCUGUGAAAAAA